Cyprinodon tularosa is the source of this 386-nucleotide messenger RNA. Its product is annotated as hemoglobin subunit alpha-1-like. Lineage: Eukaryota; Metazoa; Chordata; Actinopteri; Cyprinodontiformes; Cyprinodontidae. Gene Ontology annotation, cellular component: haptoglobin-hemoglobin complex; blood microparticle; hemoglobin complex. The transcript is spliced from 2 exons. The record is from RefSeq and is a predicted model, not a curated record. Gene Ontology annotation, biological process: oxygen transport; hydrogen peroxide catabolic process. Gene Ontology annotation, molecular function: haptoglobin binding; oxygen binding; heme binding.
AUCCCAACACUUCUCCCACUGGCCUGACCUGAAACCAGGCUCUGCUCCCGUAAAGAAGCACGGCAAAAAGAUCAUGGAAGGCGUUGCUCAGGGGGUGUCCAAGAUCGAUGACCUGAGCAAUGGCUUGCUGGACCUCAGCGAGCUUCAUGCCUUCCAGCUGAGGGUGGACCCAGCCAACUUUAAGAUCCUGGCCCAAUGCCUCCAGGUGGUCAUCGCCACCAUGUUCCCCAAUGACUUCACCCCGGAAGCCCACGUCGCCUUUGAUAAAUUCCUUUCCAACUUGGCUCUGGCUCUCUCUUAGAAGUACCGCUGAUCUGGGCUCAACCACACCGAAGCCAUGCAUAACUCAGUGAACGCAACGGAGCAAUAAAAAGCAUGCCACCCAA